Molecule: messenger RNA, 3134 nt
Organism: Chlamydomonas reinhardtii
Lineage: Eukaryota; Viridiplantae; Chlorophyta; Chlorophyceae; Chlamydomonadales; Chlamydomonadaceae
Exons: 3
Coding region: 310-2439 (709 amino acids)
Source: RefSeq, a predicted model, not a curated record
CUUGAUGCAUAUUGUAGUAUCUGCACGCGUAUAUUGGCACAUUCCAUCUGCAAACAUCGCCGAGUGUGAGAAGCACACAGCUACAGUAGCGCGACAUUUUUGGUGGGCGUGGCAAGCUGCUUUCGCUGCCGCCCGUGGCAUAUUAGGCAUCGCUCUUAUCAGCGUACCUGGCAGCAGCGAGAAAAACGCGGUUGGAGCGAAGUGAGGAAUCGUGCGAAGUAGCACAGCCCAACGUCGAGACGACGCGUGAGGAGAACAGCUAUGAACCGAUAAACAACUCGGCAGCUUUUUAUACAGCGCCCAACCGCCAUGCCGCCGACACGCCUGUGGCUCUUGGGCCGCCUCUUCGCCAAGGAUUCGCAGCCAGCAACCCAGCUUCGCAGCCAGCAACCCUCGGCCUGCGCCGCCGCGCCCCAGGUCGCAUCAGCCCCUGUGGGACCCAGCCAACAAAGCGCGAAGCAGCACCAACAAUCAUCACAACAACAUACGCAGACUGCGCAACCCCCGGGCAGCUCCGGAUGCCGGCCGGCGCCGCCACGGCGCUCGAACUCGCCGCCCUGGCAGCUAGCCAUGCUGCCGCUGCUACUGCUUGCGCUUGCGCUGGCACCGUGCGCCGUGCGGGCCGAGCUGGAGGCGACACUCGUCUUCCGCUCCAUCAACCGCCCAUUCACGCUCAACGACUGCAGCGUGCUUGACGACUACCUCACGGACGCGUUGAUUGCGAAGAACGUGCCAAUUGACUUCGCCAACCCGCGCCUUUAUCGCCCCACCUGCAACGUCAGCAACUCCAACCCGCCCGCCGCCGGCGGCGUGCGCGGCACCAUGAAGUACGACGUGGUGUUUGACGGACUGCCCUUCCUGGAGAACUUGCAGGCCUUUGCGCUGGCCAUGCGCGACGAACUGCUGUGGCGCUCGCUGUUCCUGGUCACGUACACGGGCUGCGGCGGGGAGGCCCUGUACAGCGACGUGGCCAACGACUUCGGCCUGACGCAGGAGGUCAACGUGUGCACCGCCGCGCCGGGCACCACGCGCCUGCCGCCCACCGCCAGCAAGGACUGCACCUACCUGCUGCCGCAGCAGGUCUGCAGCCCACCGCCGCCCCCGCCCCCGCCGCCACAGCCCGGCACGCCGCCCGGCGUGGCGCCGCCCAGCCCCGCGCCCGCGCCGCUCACGCCGCCACCGUCACCCGCGCCGCCUCAGCCCAACCCGCCCGACCCGCCCCGGCCGCCGCGGCCGCCCCGCCCGCCGUUCCCUCCUGGCCUGGGCCCUUGCAUCCUGGUCACCAAGGCGAUCCGCCCCGCCAACUGGAGCUCCAGCGGCUUGGAGUGCAACAUGCUGGUGCAGUCCAUGCAGGGCUUCUUCACGGUUGGCGCCGCCAUGGUGCCGGACCGCGGUUUCAAGUGCCUGGACGACGGCUCCAGCAACGGCGUCAUGCUGGUGGUGGGCACAGCCGCCAGCCGCGAGGACGCGCAGACGGUGGCGAACAACUUCGCCUCCAAGCCGCUGGCCACUGCCACCAUCAAGUUGCUGCGCGGCAUGAACUGCGGCUCCGCACUGUCGCUGGAGGGCGCCGCGUGUGGCGUGGCGGUGCGCUAUACUUCGGGCGCGCAGCCCGAGAUGUUCGACUGCUGGCCCAGCCCGCCGCCCAGCCCCAUGCCGCCCAGCCCACCGCCCAGCCCAGCCCCGCCCUCGCCGCCCAGCCCGCGGCCGCCCAGCCCGCGGCCGCCCAGCCCGCCGCCGGCGCUGCCCUCCCCGCCGGCCUCGCCGCCGCCGCCCACCUUCCUGCAGAUCCGCAUCACGGGCGCCAACAUGCUCAAGAUGAACUGCACGGCGCUGGCCGGCGCCACCACCCUGUCCAUCCUGACCUCGGGCCUGCAGCCGCUGUCCGACACCAGCUGCAACGUGGACUACAUCCUGCGCGAGGUGCAGCUGCGCACGCGGAUGGCGGACGCGCAGCAGGCAGCGCAGGCGGGCAUUGCGCUGGGCGAUUUCCUGGGCACCUUCAUUGCCUUCGGCCAGCUGCCCUGCAACAGCAUCUUGGAAAUGUCCGUCAGCACCUCUUGGUGGUACAACGCGCUGACGUGCCCAAUCAAGCCUGCGCUGUGCUGCCCCAGCCCGCCGCCGCCGCCCCCUCUGCCGCCCAGCCCGCCUCCUCCCAGCCCGCCUCCUCCCAGCCCGCCGCCGCCCUCACCUCCCCCGCCCAGCCCGCCUCCUCCAGCGCCCCCACCACCGUCGCCACCUCCUCCUAGGCCGCCGCCACCGCCCCGGUUACCGCCCAAGCCGCCCAGCCCCAUGCCUCCGGAUUGGCCUGCCGACCCGCAGGCCCCCAACGCCCCUUCGCGCCGCAAGAGGCCUCCGCCCAGCCCUCCUCGACCGCCGCCGCCACCGCCGCCAAAGCGGAAGCGGCGGCCAGCUAAGCGCGGCCUGCGUGAGAACUGAGCUGGAAUCGGUUUCUAUAUCGACUUGUAAGCGGCAGCGUAAUGCAAUGUUUACGGGCAUCAUUGCGCAACAAUGCAGCAGCAUGCUGGAGCUCUGGUCAGGGGUGUGUCGGCCUUAGUAGCUGAUACCGCUGUACAUGCGGCUGCACCGUAGCAUUCUUUGAUUUAGAAGGCUUGAACAGCCUUAGCUUGUGCACCCACCAGGAGCUGUUACUUAAAAGCGACGUGACCCGACAAAUCGCACUUGGUUCUUCGUGCUGGGCACUUGUAGAUGCGUGCUGGAAUGCACGUGUGCACCCAGCAUGUGGCCUGACAGAGUAUGAUUUCAAAUCGCUGCCCAAUCUUCGGUAUCACACCUGGUGGACGGCCGGACCUGAUGCAGUUGGCCGUGUGACCUGGCCCACAUGACAGCGCUCCGCGCUGCAAUUUAGUAUGCAUCAUUGCAUCCCGUCUGAAUUGAAACAUUGGCUUGUGUUGAGAAUGCAUGCUCAUUGCUAUGAGGGCCUCCAUUGCGAAGCCGCAUGUUCGAAGGGACAAUGGGUUUGACGCUUGCAUUAUGUUUCUUUCAGGCAGACUUGCUAUAGUCAAGUCAAGCUUUCUAGCCCUGUCGAGCCCAGCAAGUCGCAUUCAACGUCACUGGCUCGUGAACUGCGUCAGCAGGUCCCUCCGCUGUCCUUUUUGUAACCAACGCAAUCU